Molecule: messenger RNA, 4318 nt
Organism: Sarcophilus harrisii (Tasmanian devil)
Lineage: Eukaryota; Metazoa; Chordata; Mammalia; Dasyuromorphia; Dasyuridae
Gene: MOCOS
Product: molybdenum cofactor sulfurase
Exons: 15
Coding region: 146-2794 (882 amino acids)
Biological process (GO): Mo-molybdopterin cofactor biosynthetic process
Molecular function (GO): pyridoxal phosphate binding; molybdenum ion binding; molybdenum cofactor sulfurtransferase activity
Source: RefSeq, a predicted model, not a curated record
UUUUCUCACAAGGGGAGGAGUCAGAUGGACCUGCUGACUUAGCUAGUGAAUGCACUUCCUGCUGGGCAGCCCUUCUUGUUAACUUUAUUUUAUAAAAAUUUAAGUGACAGUCUCUCCCUCUGCCUAGAAAGUCAGGCCCUUUUCUAUGGCUGGAAGAAGGCUCCAGCCGCAGCCGCAGCAGCGAUGGGACAAACUGCUCACCUUCCAGCAUUUCCAGACUACUUCUCUCUCAAGGCACAGUUAUGGUUAUGACCAAGGCAGCAUGAAAGCACUGAUAGAGGGUGAAUUCGGCAGAUUGAGAGGAAUUACAUACCUUGACCAUGCAGGAACCACCUUGUUUCCACAAAGUCUGCUUACAAGCUUUAUGGAUGAUCUAACUAAAAAUAUUUAUGGUAAUCCUCACAGCCAACAUAUCAGCAGCAAACUUACUUAUGACACUAUUGAACAUGUGCGGUAUAGGGUUUUGGAACACUUUAAUACCACUUCUGAAGACUACAGUGUCAUUUUUACCUCAGGAAGCACAGCUGCACUCAGAUUAGUGGCAGAGGCUUUCCCAUGGAGGUCAGCCAGCUCCGGGAGCCAGGGGAGCAGGUUUUGUUACCUGACGGACAGCCAUACCUCAGUGGUGGGCAUCAGGAAGGUAACUGAGGCAGUGCAAGUGUCAGCCAUGUCUGUGAAGCCAGAGGAUAUUUUGUUGUCAGACAAAAGCAACGGAGCAGUUUAUGAACCAGCCUGCAAGACUCCUCACCUCUUCUGCUACCCAGCUCAGAGUAACUUUUCAGGAACUAGGUACCCUCUUUCUUGGAUAGAAAGCCUCAAGUCUGGGUCUUUGAGCCCCAUGACCACGCCAGGGGAAUGGUUCGUGUUACUUGAUGCAGCCUCCUAUGUCAGCACCUCUCCCUUAGACUUGUCAGCCCACCAGGCCGACUUUGUCCCCAUCUCAUUUUAUAAGAUCUUCGGAUUUCCCACCGGUUUAGGAGCACUGCUGGUCAAUAAUCGAGUUACUCACCUCCUCCGGAAGACCUACUUUGGUGGAGGAACUGCUGCUGCGUAUCUUGCUGGAGAAGAUUUUUAUGUUCCCAGAGAAUCUGUAUCAGAAAGGUUUGAAGAUGGUACAAUUUCUUUUCUUGACAUUAUAGCAUUGAAACAUGGAUUUGAUGUGCUAGAAAGACUGACAGGUGGAAUGGAAAACAUAAAACAACAUACUUUUGCCUUGGUUCACUACACCUACACAGUGCUGGUCUCUCUCCAAUACCCAAAUGGAGCACCUGUGAUUCAGAUUUAUAGUGAUACAGAAUUCAACAAUCCCCAGACCCAAGGUCCAAUCAUUAACUUUAAUGUGUUGGAUGACAAUGGAGACAUCGUUGGUUAUUCCCAGAUAGAAAAAAUGGCCAGCCUUCACAAUAUACACGUUCGGACUGGAUGUUUCUGUAAUACGGGGGCAUGCCAGAGGCACCUGAAGAUCAGCAAUGAGACCAUUAAAAAGAAUCUUCAGGCUGGUCAUAUCUGUGGGGAUGACAUAGAUAUCAUCGAUGGUCAACCCACUGGCUCAGUAAGAAUAUCAUUUGGUUACAUGUCAACUUUUGAAGAUGCUCAGACUUUUCUGAAGUUCAUAAUAGCAACCAGGUUAGGUAAAGCAGACAGUAGACUUCCCUUUGCAGUGACUCCUGGGAAAACUGAUGCCAUAUCAGUAGAACCUGUGGAACGAGACGCAAGGGUCAACAGGAAUGAACCUGGGAAAUGUCUUCAGGAAGAUGUCCUCCUCCAGGAUGGACUGAACAAUUCCUCUGUGACUGUGAAAAGCAUGGAUUUGCAUCCUCCUAAGACUGAGCCAGAAGGUGGCCAACACAUUGCUCCAUUGGUUUCUACAGCAGCACUAGAUGGAGGGUUCCUACCACUUACCAUCACCAACAUUUUUAUUUACCCCAUCAAAUCUUGUGCUGCCUUGGAGGUUACCAAAUGGCCAAUUGGAAAUCAAGGAUUGUUAUAUGAUCGAAACUGGAUGGUGGUGAAUCACAAUGGAAUUUGCCUCAGUCAGAAACAGGAGCCUCGACUCUGUUUAAUUAAACCCUUAAUAGACCUGAAACAAAAGAUUAUGGUCCUCACAGCUGAAGGGAUGGAAUCUAUAGAUGUGCCUCUAGAUGAAAAUAGUGGAGAAGAGUAUCAGAUUUGUCAGAGCAAAGUCUGUACAGACAGGGUAAAUACAUAUGAUUGUGGGGAAAAAAUUUCACAGUGGUUAUCAAAUUUUUUUGGCCGUCACUGUCGUUUGAUCAAACAGAGUUCAGAUUUCAACAGAAGUGCAAAUAAAAAACAUAGAAAAGAUCCAUCUCAUUCUACAACAGCCUCCCUUUCUUUGGUAAAUGAAGCACAGUAUCUCCUGAUAAACCGAGCUAGUAUUUUAGAGCUUCAUCAGCUGUUAAAUGCAAGUAAUGAAAAUGGAACAGAAGAAUUAUUGUCAAUGAGAGAGCUAAUUCAACGUUUCCGUGCCAACAUAGUAAUCAAUGGAACUAAAGCUUUUGAAGAAGAGAAAUGGGAUGAGAUUUCUAUUGGCACCCUAAAUUUUCUGGUGUUAGGACCAUGUCACAGGUGCCAAAUGAUUUGCAUUGAUCAACAAACUGGAGAAAGAAACCAAGAUGUAUUUCAAACACUUUCUUAUACUAGAGAGAGGAAGGUUAACUUUGGGAUAUACUUGAUGCAUGAACCUUCAGACUCAUCUUCAACAUAUUUCCUCUCAGUGGGAUCACAGUUGCUUCCUGUUUUAAAAGAUACAAAAAGCUCUCUACCAAGCUCUUGAGGAGUGGUCUGACAUCAAAAUGAUAACAUCUGAGGCAACAUUUGUAGGCACAAAUUGAGUCUUUCCUAGUUGACUCCAUGACAAUUUGUAAAUCAUUCUCCAAAACAUACUGUUAACUUGGUUCCUCAAGAAGUGCUCUUAAAAAGAUUAAAUGGGUUAGUCUGUUCCUACAAAGGAUAGGAGCUUUUUCCUCCCCAGAAUAACACCCCAGUGAUAUCCAGAAUAGAUUUAUACUGUUGGAAUAGGGGAAUGAGAUGGAGAAGAAUAUUAGGCUAAAAAUUCCUUGUAAUUUGAGAUUACAAAUGAGAUUAUUGCACUAUUUUGAAACAAGCAGAAUUAAUUUAUAUUUUUGCUAAUAUUGCACAUUGUGGUAUUUUCUUGCUUUAUAAUUUCAGGGCUCUUUCUUUUACCAUUAUGUCCUUUUUAUCAAAGAGAGUAUUUAAGUAUUAUCCUGGGUUGAGAUGAUAAGAAGAUGGCCUUGGUCCUUUUUCUAUGUCCUUCAUUUCAGACAGACGUGUGUCCACUGGAACCGGGGAUGAUCAACAGCCAAAUUCUUAGCUUCACAGUAACAAGCAGAGAAGUUCAACUCAGAACAUUAUGUUUUUGUUUAGUCCCCCAGUGAGUCUAGUAAACAAAUCAAAGAAGGAUUCUUUUAUUACUUUCCUUAUUCUUUGCUGUAUUCCAAAUCUGUCACAUUCCUUUUAUGUCUGCGUCCCUGCUGUAGUCAUACAAAGGGCUAUAGGUCCUGCCCAAAGGAAGAAGAACCAUUUUCCUCUCCUGCAUAUUGACAUACAGACUGAUUCUACUGACCAGAGAAAACACAGUCAUCUGGUCUAAAACCAUCAGUAAUUCCCUCUAUGACAUCUCUGGGAUAUGGCUUAUGCAAUCUUUACUUAAAUACUCACACUUUGCAAGGAAUGAAACUUGUUCCUUUGUAGGACAGAUCUGUUAUUUAGAAAAUUAUUAUCUGAAUUAUGUCCAAGGCAAAUUCUUCUUUGACUUAUAUUGACCAUUGGUGAACACAACUUAGUCAUACUAGUCUUUCCCAUGUCUAAAACAUUCUAUACCUACUGGAUAAAUAUUCCCAAAACUAUUUUCAGCAUGUUACUCCCCUCCUCAAGAACUCACAAUGACUUCCUAUUUUCUAUCAAACUCCUGUACUUUUUGGUUUUAAAGAAACUUUUUAAUCAGAUUCAAUUUGUUGACUUUUGAAAAUUGUAAUUAAAUAUUUAACAGACAAAAUUACAUUCAAAUCUUGGCCAUAUAGAGCCUUCCCUUCUAUGAGUACACUUCAAUCUUCUCUCUACAUAUCUUAUAUCUGAACAUACACUGUAUAUGUACUUAUGUAUCUUGUAUCUAUCUAAGUACAUAAAAGUUAUCUUCUCACUUUAGAAUGUUAAAAAACAUCCCCUGGGGAAGCUAGAUUGUGCAGUGAACAGAGCACUAGUCCAGGGGACGUGAGUUCAAAUGUGCCCUCAGACACUUUACACUUCUUAGCUGUGUGACCCUGGGCAAGUCACUUAA